Molecule: messenger RNA, 252 nt
Organism: Arctia plantaginis
Lineage: Eukaryota; Metazoa; Arthropoda; Insecta; Lepidoptera; Erebidae
Source: the annotation of a GenBank genome assembly
AUGGGUGCCUCUGUAGUCCCCAUCGCUGUUUUCACCAUUCUAUGGGGUAUUGUGGGUAUAGUGUGCCCCUUCUUCGCUCCUAAAGGACCCAACAGGGGGAUCAUCCAGGUGGUGUUAAUGCUAACUGCCGCUACAUGCUGGUUAUUCUGGCUGUGUGCAUAUAUGGCACAGAUGAAUCCACUUAUCGGACCCAGACUUGACAACGAGACCCUCAUCUGGAUUUCACACACAUGGGGCAACCGUAUCAAGUAA